CAUCAUAACCUUCUUGCAAGAUUCACCUUCAAAUCAACAAUGGCGGAAUUGGAGAGUCCAAAUGUGAUGUCUAAACUCAUAUCCUUCCUCUCUUCUCUCCUUCGCCGUGUGGCCGAGUCGAACGAUCUCAACCCGAGUUUCCAAACCCAGAAAAUCUCUGUCUUUCACGGCCUAACUCGACCAACCAUCUCAAUUCAGACUUAUUUGGACAGAAUUUUCAAGUAUGCAAAUUGUAGCCCUUGUUGUUAUGUUGCUGCUUAUGUGUAUCUUGAUCGGUUCACGCAGUGCCAGCCGGCUUUGCCAAUAAACUCUUUCAAUGUUCAUCGCCUGCUCAUUACUAGUGUUAUGGUAGCUGCAAAAUUCAUGGAUGACAAAUAUUACAACAAUGCUUACUAUGCUAAAGUUGGAGGAAUCAGCACAACUGAGAUGAACUUUCUUGAAGUGGAUUUUCUAUUUGGAUUAGGAUUCAACUUGAAUGUGAAACCCAACACUUUUUAUGCGUAUUGUUCAUACCUCCAAAGAGAGAUGAUGAUGAUGCAGCCUUAUCUUGACAUGGCAAAGCCCUCCUUAUUAACAGCACGAUCAUCAAACCUCCAUUUGUGUUUCAAUGAAGAUGAAUCGUCACAUCAACAGCAGCAGCAACUUGCUGUAUAAGCUUAAUGGGUUUUUAGCAUGUUUGGUAAGGUCGACUGUAGAGUACUAGACAGAGAAAAGAAAAGGCAAAAAUCUUAUCUUCUAUACGGUUCAACAUUGCAUACCAAACAUGCCCUUGAAUUCUUGAUGCGGUUAUGUUAGUGCCUUAGAGGUAGUGCUUUUCUUUCAUUUUCCCUUUUUUCCUACUCUUAUUUUGGGUUGCCAAUUUAAGCCCAUAAUUGUACCAAAUCCUUAUUAUCUCUCUGUUAUAUUUUCAAGAUUUUGAACUAGCCAUGUGUUGGGGUAUAUUUGGAAGUAAUUCAUAGGUAUAGACAGAUUUUGUUGUCUCUUCUAUAUGCUAUACUCCUUGGUCUAGUGAAUCUUCAAAUUUGUAGUCACUUUGAUAAUGAUCGAUUAAUAUUUGAAGAACGGGAUGGCAUUCGGGUA
Messenger RNA from Olea europaea var. sylvestris, 1080 nucleotides. RefSeq names its product cyclin-U4-1-like. Gene Ontology annotation, molecular function: protein kinase binding. NCBI's taxonomy places the organism in Eukaryota, Viridiplantae, Streptophyta, Magnoliopsida, Lamiales, Oleaceae. Gene Ontology annotation, biological process: regulation of cyclin-dependent protein serine/threonine kinase activity. The record is from RefSeq and is a predicted model, not a curated record. The transcript is spliced from 2 exons. The coding region runs from base 40 to 654 and encodes 204 amino acids.